GGUCACUAGAAGAAUUUCCGUCUGAUUUUCUUCCAUCACUCAAGCUUCAUCAACGCUCCUCUCGCCAGAGCACUCUACAUAUAAGACUGAUCCAGUCGCUUACCUUUUCUUAUUGUAAUUUUGACUCUAUCAACUCUUUACCUCACAUUAUCACAAACUCCGAGAUAUCCGGGGAUCUCGCUUUGUCCGAUCAUGGCGUCAAUAAACGAUGACGAGCUCGAGUACUUGUCACCUAAUUUUGAUCCCGCAUCCCUGACCGUCCCCCGACUUCGCGCGAUUCUUGUAGCGCAUGACGUGCCCUAUCCUUCGGCGGCCAAGAAAGCUCAGCUCAUCGAGCUGUUCGAGGAUCAUGUCGUUCCGGAGGCAGAGCGGCUCCUUGCCGCGCGCGCCCGAACAAAGCGGAGCAGCAGAGGCAUUACUGACAUGCCCUCAAGCCAAGAGGGCUCGCUUGCAGGAGAUGACGAUGAAGAGGAAAUAGUGCCGACGCGGGCCCCUCCAGUAACCCCCCGACGACGCGGUAGAAAGAGUGGCAAGGUUGCGGCUGAGGAGGAGUUCGAUACGCCAGCGGCCACACGGACGCCAGCCGCCGCGUCGAUAGUGUCACGGCGCAAGUCUACGAAGCAUUCUAGAGCUUCUGACACCGAGAACGCCACAGAUCCGGAGCUUCAACGACCUGUCGCUCGUCGCUCAAGAAAAAGCACCGCCACACCCGUUGUCAAGCAGGAGUCACCCGAACAAGGCUGGCACGGUCACAGGGCUGAAGCCGAUGUCUUUACAGACGAUAACCCAUUUCAGAGUGGAAGUUCGCCGGUAUACGAACCUGUUAGUGCGCGAAAGAGCCGCAAGAGUGUUGGCGCUGCCAAAUCCAGCUCGCGGAGAAAGAGCAGCGUCUCGAGACGGCGCACUGGCCACCUUUCACCCAAUCGAAAUAUUGAGCAGCGGGACGGCUUUGCCGCGCCAAGUUCAAGGACUUUUGAUGUUCCAGUAUCUCGGUUGCGGGGCAGGAAACAGGAGGAAGAAGAAGAGCUCGCAGUGGAUGACGAAGGCGUGGAGACGGGCGAAGAGUUCACCCCCGAGGAGCAGCUUGAGCUGGUGAGAGCGCGCGCAAAGAACGGAGAAGCUGAUAUUCUGCCUCCCCGAAGAAAGAAGCCUAAGCGAAAGGGAGGCAUAAGCAAAUCCGCACCCUGGGUGAUUCUCUUAGCUCUCGCCGGUGGUUAUGCAGGUUGGUGGCGGAGAGAGAAGCUCGACAUCGGAUACUGCGGCAUUGGACGAGAUCCUUCCAUUCCAACCAACGUUAACAUUCCCGACUGGGCAAACUUCUUGGAACCUCAAUGCGAACCCUGUCCGCCGCAUGCGUACUGCUACUCGCAACUAGAGACCCAAUGCGAGCCCGACUUUGUCUACAAAUCACAUCCACUCUCCUUCGGCGGUCUUGUUCCCUUGCCACCGACCUGCGAACCCGACGGAGAGAAAGCGCGCCGCGUCAAGGCUGUGGCAGACCGAGCGGUAGAGGAGCUUCGCGAGCGACGAGCAAAGUGGGAGUGUGGAGAUCUCAAGGACACCAAGGGCAAAGAGCUACCCGCCGUGGAGAUUGACGAGCAGGAACUCAAGCAAGAAGUGGGCAAGAAGCGCCGACGAGGCCUCAGCCAGUCUGAAUUCGAAGAUUUAUGGUCCGCGGCCCUUGGCGAAAUCACCUCGAGAGAUGAAGUCCUCAGCGGCCUUGACGGGUAAGUUUUUUUAAUCCACCCCAUUCGCAUUUUGUCUCCUUCCUGAAAACCCCCCUCUGCUCCUCAAUCUUCCUCCACUAUUUACCAGCAGGCCUCAAGCACCUAUUUAUCCAAACCACAAUCUCUAACUGUGCCCCAUUCUCACAAACUAAUCAGACUCCAUCUCGCGCCCACAGACAGUCCGGUCGUCUCACACUCACAUCCACCUCCCUCGCCCGACUCUCCCUCUCCUGCGCCCU
This is a messenger RNA of Xylona heveae TC161, 1966 nucleotides long. RefSeq lists its product as hypothetical. Gene Ontology annotation, molecular function: chromatin binding. The record is from RefSeq and is a predicted model, not a curated record. Bases 193 to 1731 code for a protein of 512 amino acids. Lineage: Eukaryota; Fungi; Ascomycota; Xylonomycetes; Xylonales; Xylonaceae. Gene Ontology annotation, cellular component: nuclear inner membrane. The transcript has a single exon.